This is a messenger RNA of Eimeria mitis, 7812 nucleotides long. RefSeq lists its product as uncharacterized. Gene Ontology annotation, molecular function: protein binding. Bases 1 to 7812 code for a protein of 2603 amino acids. Lineage: Eukaryota; Apicomplexa; Conoidasida; Eucoccidiorida; Eimeriidae. The record is from RefSeq and is a predicted model, not a curated record. The transcript has 19 exons.
AUGCUUCUGUUUGGCUUGCGCUCCCUUUCCGAUUUCUGCAGUCCUACCAAUCAGCUCUAUCAGGAGAAUGCUCUAGAUGCAAUGGACAGGGGUGUCCUCCCUGCCAUGCAAACGGCAGUGGAAACUUUCCCCGACGACGAAGAUCUUAUGAACUGUUGUUCGAGAGUCAUAUGGGCCAUGUCCGACGCGUGCAAAGACGAAUUAGAUGCCAAACGCACUGCACUUCUGGCCAGUCAUGGAGGAGCUGUGUGCCUCGCGAUUGUCAAUAGCUGCCCAAGCGAACCUCAAACUGUGUCGGACACGAUGACAUUCGUUGAGAACAUGCACAAGGCAGGAAGCCCCCUGGACGGAGGAGCCCUUGCACCAGGACUUCUGGCGAUUUUUUCGAAAAAGGUGGACAUGAAGACGGCAUCGCGUGUUGCGGCGGCUCUUGCUGUCGCCACGAACUCUCCUUCUGGAGCGCAGGCAGCGGCGGCAGCGGGAGGAAUGGGCCAGGUUUUAGAGUUCUGUCUUUCGAAUGGAGAUAUGUCUGAACCCGCAGUGCAGUGUGUCGAGUCGGUGUUUGAUGCCUGCAAGCAUAUGGCAGAACAGGGUCAGGCGCAGCGGACAGUGCUGGAGCAGUGCAUUGGUGUUAUGGACAAGUACAGGAGCAAGAAGGGAGCCUUUGCAAAGGGUUCAGCAGCUCUGGCGUCGAUGAUUGGGCCAGAGCAGCUGCAGCAAUGCCUGGCUACCCUAAAGUCCAGCUCACCUGGCUCUCCCGAGCACGACGAAGCACUAACAACUCUCGGGUCCAUGUCUUACAUCUCGUCGUUUACGGACGAGAUUGUGCGGGCUGGAGGUAUUCCUCUCUUGUGUGAACUCAUCAACAGCGGCCUAACACAAAUUGAAACAAACCCCGACAAAAUAUACAGGAUGAUUGCGGGGGCGGCGAAAAUGCUGGCUCGCAUUGCCUCCAACCCCACGAAUGUGGACUCUAUGGUGCAGUCAGGGGCAGUUGCCACCCUAGCAACCGCUGUUUCAUACUGCACGGAUAAUUUAGAGUGCUUGGGAGCUCUUUGCAUGGCGUUGACCCCCCUUGCUGCCCGUGAAAGUCUUGCUAGCGAGAUCGUGCAAUACCAAACAUUCGCCACUGUCCUUCCACUGCUAUACCAACAUGUGGAAAACUCUGACUUCGCCCCUCUGGCGAUGGAACUCGUUUCGACUGGCUCUCAGCACGCUGAGCUUCAUCAGCAUAUGGUAGCCAACUUGGCAGUGGAGAUAUGUGCAAUGUGCUGCAGUUACCACUUAAAGGAUACAGCCUUUCAGGCGAACGCGAUUCUUUCGCUCAACCGCCUGGCGGGCAAUCUGACCAGCGUCCGGAGCAUAUUAGAGUACAGCGGUUUUCAGGGUGUGAACGCAUCAAUUAGGGCGAACAUCCAGGAUGCAACGAUUGUUCAGGGGGCUGUGCAGCUUUAUGAACAGCUUUCAAAGGUGGCGGAUGCGAAGACGUACAUGGCCAACACGGAGUGCGUGGAUGCCGUACUGGAGGCACUGCUUGAACACGAACAGAAUGAAGCGCUGGUGAACUCCGGUGUCAACUGUCUGAGCGUAAUCGCGACGGAGAAUGACUGCAAUCGCCACCUCAGCGACUUAGAUACUGCCAUCCAGACAGCAAAGGGGGAUCCCGACCGCGCCUAUCGUGCCUUGGCCGCCGUUGCAGGACUUAGUCGCGUUAGCCAUCUACGACAGUGUUUCGAGGCUAGAAACGCCGCGGAGGUGAUUUUGAAGGGGAUUCAGAACUGGAUUGACGGAUCACGUUUUGAGGGCCAGGGCCGCGUAAUUCGUGCAGGGCUUAAAACAGUCAAAAUCAUCAAGGUGAAUGGUGACGGAGAUCUGACGCCCGUUCUAGUGAGCAUGUGCGAAAUCGCGUGCCUUCCUCCAGUGAAACGCAUUGUGGAACUCGAGGAGCCUGACGACAAUAUAUUGGUUCACUGUACAGCGGGUGCAAGGGAUGUUGCAGCCACCAGCAGGAUUAGCAAGGAAAACAUUGAGCCUGCUGUAGAGGCAAUAAUGAGAGUCAUGCGCAAAUACGCAGACAGCAGGCGCUCCCAGAUAAACUGCCUAGAGGCCUUAAACUACCUGGCUCUGUGCGACUCCGGCGGCGGCGUACAAGUUCUCGUCAAGUCCGGAGCUCUUAACGCUGUUGUGCAAUAUCUCAACAAGUCGCCCAUGUACCUUGAUGCCCAGAUCGCUGGAUUCACAGUUCUAGCGACAUGCGCGAAGAUUGACCCGUCUUCAGCAGAAGUCAUGAAGAGGUGUAAUGUUCUCUCCGCUUUGAAGGUGGCGAUGCGAACCCACUCGAAAAGCAAAGAGCUCAAGAGGACUAUCGCUCCUCUCUUGGCACUGCUGAUGCCCGUGGAUGCUCUGGAGCGAGAAAUUGCUGAGAGAGUUGCAGAGUGCAAGGCUGCCAUGGAGAAGAACAACAUGGUGGGCAUGCACGAAGCUCUAGUCGAGCUGAACCAGCUUCUGGUGUCUGCCGAGGGGGCUAAGAUCGCUGCUCGUCUUGGCGUUGGGGCGGACCUUGAACGGUUUGCGAACUACGUCGUUGGGAACAAGGCGGUUGCACUGUCAGCGACGGAUUACGAUAUCCUCGGCAACGACCUGUAUGUUGCGACGAUGUCAGAAGUCGCACAUGCCGUUGAGCAAAUGGCGUCAGUGAGGACUGGUUGCGUGCAUUGCAUCAAAGCAGGGAACGUCGAGAGCGUCUUGAGCAUGUAUGGGGCUGUGAAUGCCACGGAAAAGUGCAUGCAUUCUGAGGAAGCCGCCCUACACUCUCUUGAGGCCUUGCGGCUCAUGGUCAAGACGGACAGGAAGUCGGCAGAUGUCGCAUUCGAGCACAACGUUGUUGCAACUCUCUGCAGCGGCAUUGACAAUUACCAGGACUCAGCACCAGUGCUUGCGGCGACUUGCGGGUGCCUUGCAGCCUUGGCAACAACUCCUUCCCGGGUCGCAGCGUUGGUGGCACAGCCCGAUUUUGACAAUCUUCUAAAUAGGCUUGUUAAGAUCAUCAGCGAGGAUCCAAAGAGGGAAAAUCGGCUUGUGGCAAUCAAGGCGCUCAGGGAGCUGGUGGAGACAUGCAAUGAUCCUUCCCUAGCAGUGAAGAUUUGCGAUGCCGGCGCCGUUAACGCGCUUUUCGCCACCAUCGAGAACUAUGGAGACGACGAAGAACUUGUCCGUGAGGCCGCAACGACCCUUGCGCUUCUGGGUGUGCACGACGACCUCCGUCGUUUCUACGGAAAUGAUGUGCGCGCCCCGUGCAUGAUUCUCACCGCUGCAAUUGACAAGCAGAAAAACAGCGACGCAACAGCAUAUCAACUGCUGAGUGUAUUGAAUUGCAUUACAACACGCGAAGACCGCCCAAUUCUCAAAGAACUCGGCGCCAUGGGACAGGUUGCAGAUGCCAUGCGUCUUCAUCCCGAUAAUGAGGGGAUCACUAGGGUUGGAGGCGAGCUGUUUGCCAAAAUGGGAGCAGAUGAGCAGAUCAAGAGCAUCAUGCUUCAGAUUAUCUCUGCUGUUGAAACCAACGACGAGAACACAGUAGCUACGGUGGACGCGCUGUGCGCACAGUUGGCCAUGUAUCUAGCUGCCCCGCUUGACGACCCAGCAGACGCGCUGCAGCAUACGGAGAAGUGCCUCACUGCCCUCACAAGCGUGUUGCAGAUGGCACCAGAAGAUCAGCGACUUCAUGGGCACGUGGCUAUCGUGGCACGGAGACUGUGCGACCGAUGCUUCGACGACCCUAAUGACUCUUACGGUGCAUGGGCAGUAGCAAGCAGUGGAUUGCUGCACCAGAUUGCCUCCAUGAUCGCAGCUGGGCAGGUUGACAGCAACAAGGCCUUCUUGGUCCCAGGAUACCGAACUCUUGCCGCCUGCGCUGCCAACCCGUAUAGCAUGCCAACACUUCAGGAGGUUGCGCCUUCAAUUCUCCCGCAAACCUACACUUUGUUGGAGGCCUAUAAAAAUGACGCAGAGACGACCGCUCGUAUUCUCGAAUUCUUGAGAUAUUUCGCAGAAGAUGCGAAUGGAGCUGCGAUGAUAACACAGAACAUGAGUGGAUCUUCGGGUGACAUAGUGGCCCUUACGCUGCUCUUGAUGCAGCAGCACCAGCAGAGUGACGCUGUAGUGACAUCUGGGAUGUAUUUACUGGGGGCUCUUGCAUACAAUGGAGCUGUCUCGGGAGCAGAUCCGAUUCCGAAGUUUGCCGAUGGAUCUGCGUUGCGGGAGUGCGAAGCACUGUGUGGAGCGAAUGCAAGCCAGGAGCGCAUGAUUGCCUACGCGAACUUGAUGGAACGCCUGAUUCUUUCUCAGUCGUACGGGGAGGCUCUAGCCAAGCAAAAAGCCCUGGAGAAGCUCGUUUUGAGGAUGCAGGCGGAGGAAGAAUCAAAAAAGCUUCCAGAGGAGGCACGUGCUACCAUGCUAUGCUCGGUUUGCCGGGUAUUCAUGGCAGCUGGCGCCGCCGCGAUGGUUGGCGAAAUCGAGCAAUCGAAGGGUUUCGAAUUGAUUAUUCAGGCAAUUGAGGACUACCCAGACAACCCAGGCGUCCUUCGCGACUCGUGCCGAGCGCUUGCAGCAAUGUCAGCUAGCGAUGCCAACCUGGCGGCUCGCACGAUCAAGGAGGCAAUACCUCUGCUGGCGGCUGGUGAGGCGCAGGCAACUAUAACGAGUGACGCGGAGUGCGCGGAUGCUUACUGCGACUUACUGAUGCAGCUGUGUGGAGCUGAGGGCAACGGAAGGCAGCUGUUAGCCAUUGAUGGCGUAGAGGAUUCAUUGAACAAGAUCGACGCGCUUUGUGACGCUGGUGGCGUUGACGAAACUCUCGAGCUGAAGAAAAAAACGGCCAUGAUCCGCCAAGCCAUGGCGGACGACCAGCCCCACGAGAAGACGUGCAAGGAUGUCUACGACCUCUUGAACGGCCGUGUGGCAUCGUCCCUCUCUAUCGCGAUUCCGGAGGUUGCAGUUUUACAAGAGGAGCUCGAGUUUGUAUUCGGCCGGUUGCAUGCGUACAACGCCGAAAAGCUGGAUUGGCAAACACCAAUCGGUGCUGAUCACCAAUACGGAAACAUGGCGCUGGAAAUAUUUGCGACUUCGCCUGUUAACUACAAGGCACUUCAGCAGCAAGACUUCGUCAAGAUGGAACUGUCCAUUAUGAAGAGCGUUAAGGAUGAAGAAAUUGUCCUUUACUCCGUCAAGGCCCUAGCUGCAGGCUGCAAGAAUCCGGCAUGCGCUCAGGAUUCUGCAAGGACAGUAGGCUGCCCAAGCAUCGUCACGGAUACAGUAAGCAGGAUUAACAAGAACUCGAGCCUGUCAAACGAAAGGAAGGAGGAACACCUUUGCGCGAGGCUUCUGCUUGUGGAGCGCACUGCUGUCAACCGGAAUCUCUACAACAAGACGAACGCUGUCUCUGAACUAAUCCGUUGUUGGAAUGACUAUGAUAAGGGCAUGUACUCGACUGCGCUGCUGAGGCAUGUAUUCCGUGCAAUGAGGCGUAUAGUCUCAGAUGCCCACGUCGAUGAGCUGCUGAAGGCCAACGUGUUGCAGCGCCUGAUUGCGAUAAUCAAGAAUGUCAACUCGGACAUAGCGCUGCUGCCCGACGUUCUCUUCCUGCUGGGUUCCCUUGCGGUGGUGCCAGAGAUCAAGACCAAAAUUGGGGAGUUGGAUGGCGUAACGGCGUGCAAUGAAUUGCUCCAGCGGUCCCUUACGAACCCACAGGCUACGGCAGUUGUCACGAAUACAUGCCUCGCUUUUGCGAACAUCUGCAUUGGCCACAAGAAGAACACCGAGCUCUUCCACAAACUGGGUGGUCCGGAUCUGACCGUUCGUGUGCUAAAUGAGCGUUGCAAAGAGUAUGAUGUUUGUAAUGCUGCUUCCGUUUUGCUCUGCAACUUGCUCUACAAGAAUGAGCUAAUGAAGCACCAUCUUGGCACGAAUGGUGCCCCGGCUGCUCUCGUGAAGGGUCUUUCAAACUAUGACGGUUCGACGGAACGCUCUGCAAUACGCUGCCUGGAGUCUCUCUUUAAGGCUAUUAGCAAUCUUUCCCUCUACACGCCAAAUAUCCAGCCAUUUCUGGACGCCGGAAUCGAGAACGCUUACAGCGCCUGGCUAAGCAAUCUGACAGAGGAUUUCCCUGAUGCGCAGCUUGAAACCGGUUGCCGUACCUUGGCCAACCUCGUGAUGGAGAACGAUCCCAAUAACAUGCGGAAGUUCGGUGUUUGCUUGCUACCAUGCAUGCAAGUUGCGAGUCAAGGACGCCAGGAUACGAAGGCUCUAAUGCUCCUUCUCGAUAUAGAGGCGUCUUUGUGCAGAUUGCAAGAGAACGCCGUAGCGUUUGCAGACAAUGGGGGCAUUGAAACGACAAUUCGUGUCAUACACCAGUUCGACUACGAUGUUGGACUGUUGACUCUAGGCAUUCAUUUGUUGAGCAUCCAGUCUUCACUAAUGCCUUCAGUUCAGCGCAUGGUGGAGGCUGAUGUGUUCUCCAUUCUCGUCGGAUGCGUUGAAGUUGACGCCGAGGGGAACGAGGUUACUGAUCUUGUUGUGGGCGGUCUGCGUUGCACGCGGCGCAUCAUUAGGUCUCAGGAACUUGCUUUCGAGUACUGCAAUGCAGGUGGCAUUGCAACAGUAGCAAAUGUCAUUUGCAAGUCUAUCAACCAGCCCAUGGUCAUGCUGGAGGCUUGCCGAGUUCUUCUUUGCCUUCUCGCCUUGACAACAAGACCUCAAGAGGAACGGGCUGCGGCAGUGCAGGCACUUCAUGAAGCUGCUGCGAAGGCGGCUGAGGAGUCCGGUGCUGUGCCGGAUGAGAAUGGCGAAGUUCAUGAGGCUGAGCCAGACCCUGAAGAGCUUGCAAAUGCCGCCUAUGGCAAGUAUCACAGUGGUUGGUACCAUAUGGGGAUGGACGAGGUCAUGAUCGGAGCUAUUAUUCAGGCUGUUUGCGCUUGCGCUGGUUCUGAAAGCCAUGCGAAACAGCUGCGUCUGCAGCGUGUGUCUCUUGGUGUAGCUGCGUACUUCGUGUCGGAGCAGAUGGGCCAGGACUCUUUCGUUGGGAGUGGAGGAGAACUCAUGAUCAUGCAGGCCCUCAACACCUUCCCAGGGGAGAUGUCUCUUACUCAGCUUUCAUGCAUUAUUGUGAACUCAAUCGCCAUGACAUCGGGGGACAUGUAUGAUAGUAUCAAGACAAGAGAACUUGUGGCAGCGUUUAAAACUAGCAUAUCGAAAAUAGGGACCAAGAAACCAGAGGAGAAGGCUGUUCGCGAUGAGUGCCAGAAGACGCUGGAAGCGCUGGGUUCAAAUCUCGAUCCUAUGGACGCAUUCGCAUCGACUGUAACCGAACUGGACAUGAAAAUCACGCAGUGGAAUGUGGAUCCAUAUCCGAAUGGCGUACAUGACUUGCCGGUUCACGUGAAGGAAGCCCUUCGUAAGGGUGGCGAACUCAAAGUGUACAUUGGAGACAAGGACGCAGAGAAGAUCAGAUGGCGUAGUUCGCAGGACCUCAACUCGUUUGAGUGGAAUGUCGGCAAUGAGACAGACUGGAACAAUCGCGUGCCUAUUGUUCGGAUCCGUAACGUUGCGAAGGGGUUGUCUCACCCUGCACUUGUCAAGGCAAACAAGAAGUCGAGGAGCGUUACCUCGAAGAUUUGUUUGUGCAUCUUCGGUCCACCUAAUGAAGACAAUCCAGCAGGCAUUGAGCUGCCUCUUCGGGCCAAGUCACAGAAGGAGCGUGAUCAGUUGGUCGAGAUUCUUGUGCAGUGGCGCGAUGCUGCAACAUACAACUUCUAA